Mya arenaria is the source of this 1181-nucleotide messenger RNA. RefSeq lists its product as uncharacterized. The record is from RefSeq and is a predicted model, not a curated record. Lineage: Eukaryota; Metazoa; Mollusca; Bivalvia; Myida; Myidae. The transcript is spliced from 10 exons. The coding region runs from base 426 to 1181 and encodes 251 amino acids.
AUAUUUCUAUGCGAAAUUCAUGAUUCUUUGAUUUGUGGUAGAUGCUUUCAUUCGGAACAUCCUUCUUGCGUUGAAGACGUUGUUGACUUGUUGCAUGGAGAUAUAAACAUUGACUGCAAUACAAUCAACUCAAUGAAGUCACUGUUCACUGAGUUGAAAGCUGAAAUUCUGUCUUUGAAAGACGAGGCAGAACACAGUAGGGAAAGCAUCAAGAAUAAUGCUGAUAAAUGUGUGGACGAGUGUAUGGAAUUAGGAAAUAAAAUAAAACAAAGGGUAGAUGAAUUGACAAGAAACAUUAAAGACGGAAUAAGAGAGAAAUAUGAAGAAAUGUGAGCACCUAAUCGCAUAUAACUAAGACGUGUGAUGAGAAAACCAAGUGGUGUGACAAUGAAGAAAGUAAAAUUGAUGAUUUUGUUGACAAUAAAAUGGCUGGGCGCUUGUACCUCGUGAGUACCCAUUAUCAGAGAGAGGUUUCGGACGCUAGAUCCCACCUCAAAGAAAUCAUACACAAACACACGUUUAAAGGAAUUGACUUUAAAGAAAACAAAGUAAUUCUAAAAUGUGUGUUUCAGGACUUGGAGGAAGUUUGUGAACAACAAGAAGAAGUUACUGGAAGCGACGAUGCACAGGCCAACGACGUUGUCGCAUUACUCACAGGAUUAAACAAGACACGGCGAGAAUUCAGUGCAUUGUUACAAAAGGCAAGAAAUGAAUUAGACGAAUCAGAUAAGACUAGACAGUCACUGCGUGAUGAGCUGAAACAAGUACAACAAUACCUGGAUUAUUCAGAAAAGACAAGACAGUCACUGCGUGAUGAGGUACAACAAAAGAAUCACGACCUGGAUAAUUCAGAAAAGACACGGCGAGAGUUCACUGCAUUGUUGAUAAAGGCAAGAAAUGAAUUAGACGAAUCAGAAAAGACAAAUAAAUCAAUGUGUGAUGACCUGAAUCAAGUGAAACAAAACCGAAAAAAGCUGAGAAAGUCACUGUGUGGUGAGCUGAAGCAAGUGAAAGAAGACCUGUAUAUAUCAGAAAAGCUGAGGAAGUCACUGUGUGAUGAGCUGAAGCAAGUGAAAGAAGACCUGUAUAUAUCAGAAAAGACAAGACAGUCAUGGCGUGAUGAGCUGAAACAAGUACAGUGCUACCUGGCUAAAUCAGAAAAGUUUGACGGAUCGACAUGA